GCCAGCGUCAACCAUAAUCACAUCUUACCUUCUGCUUACAUCUAAUUAUUCAUUCGUUGUAUACAAUGGAUCCACUAGCAGGAAUGGACGACUCGACAACUGACGACGAAGGCGCGUCUCAGACGACCGAGGACGACCCGCAGGUCCCGGAGAACGCCCAACAGAACCGCCAGGCAUCGUCCGCCCCGGCUCCUGCAGUUGCAUCAACCCCAGCCGCAGUAAACGGUGUGCAGAGUGGGAGCGCAAAUGGGUCAGGAGGCGGAGGUGGAUCUCACGUGCAGCCUCCUCCGGUACCGGGGAGCGCGCGCAACAGGCCGAACUACGAGCUACGGCACACGCUCAGAGGGCAUACGCAGAGCACUUCAGCGGUCAAGUUCAGCCCGGAUGGUGCACUUCUGGCGUCGUGUGCGGCAGACAACGUCGUGAAGAUCUGGUCGCCGCUCACGGGGGAGCUGAUACGAAACCUGGCGGGGCACACGAAGGGCCUGUCGGACGUGGCGUGGUCGACGGACGGGGUGUAUCUUGCUUCGGCGUCGGACGAUACGACUGUUCGAAUAUGGAAUGUUGACACGGGUUUGACGACGAAGCAUCUCCGUGGGCACUCGAGCUUUGUGUUUUGUGUGAACUAUAACACUGCAUCGAAUCUGCUGGUGUCGGGUGGAUGCGAGGGUGAUGUGAAGAUAUGGAAUGUCGCGAAAGGCAAGUGCAUGAAGACGCUUCAUGCCCACCUUGACUAUGUCACCGCCGUCCACUUCAAUCGUGACGCAACACUCAUCGUCUCAUGUUCGCUCGAUGGGCUCAUCCGGAUAUGGAACACUUCUUCUGGCCAGUGCCUCAAAACGCUCGCCGAAGGCCACGAUGCCGUGUGCCAGCACGUCCAGUUCUCGCCCAACUCCAAGUACAUCCUCUCCACCGCGCACGACAGCGCCAUAAGACUAUGGGACUACCACACCUCGCGCUGCCUCAAGACGUACGUCGGACACCGCAACGAGCGGUUCUGCAUUGCCGCGUGCUUCAGUGUUACGGGCGGCAAGUACAUUGUGUCCGGUUCCGAGGACGAUAGGGUGUAUAUAUGGGAUUUGCAGAGCCGCGAGGUUGUGCAGGUGCUUGAGGGACACGGUGGGGUCGUCGUUGCUGUUGCGACUCACCCGCAGCAAAACAUGAUUGCCUCUGGGUCGAUUGAGCCUGACCUUGCCAUCCGCAUAUGGGUCGACCGCGGGCCUGCUGCCUGAAUAACGUCCAUCUGUUAGAAGAUCAUCAUCAGCCGUAUGAAGGCUACCUCAAAAUACGCUGCCGGGCGAUGCAUUUCCUGCAUUUGUCCGUAGCUCGCUCUAGGGCUCGAUAUUCCGUCGAGCUUCUUGGUCGCCGUCGACCCUCGAGUCUUGGGGUCAAGAUACUCCACGAGGUCAUCAACAACUGCAGUACCACUCCUGCAAGGACCGCCGUGACGUUGAUUUAUUGCGUAUAAUAUUCCCUCAAGCAAUUAACCCUCUCUGUCAUGAACUCUUGGUGAUGUAUCCCUCCAUGCAUAUGCGUCAUGCGUCAUGUAUCAACCAU
This is a messenger RNA of Coniophora puteana RWD-64-598 SS2, 1557 nucleotides long. Its product is annotated as WD40 repeat-like protein. Gene Ontology annotation, molecular function: protein binding. The coding region runs from base 66 to 1232 and encodes 388 amino acids. The record is from RefSeq and is a predicted model, not a curated record. The transcript is spliced from 6 exons. Lineage: Eukaryota; Fungi; Basidiomycota; Agaricomycetes; Boletales; Coniophoraceae.